Tricharina praecox is the source of this 2657-nucleotide messenger RNA. RefSeq names its product GMC oxidoreductase-domain-containing protein. Gene Ontology annotation, molecular function: flavin adenine dinucleotide binding; long-chain-alcohol oxidase activity. The transcript is spliced from 2 exons. The record is from RefSeq and is a predicted model, not a curated record. The coding region runs from base 296 to 2449 and encodes 717 amino acids. Lineage: Eukaryota; Fungi; Ascomycota; Pezizomycetes; Pezizales; Pyronemataceae.
CGGGAGCCGUGGAUAAGUUGACUGAGUCCUCGCUACCCGCAGCCCGUCAAUAGAGCGAUCCGGGGUUGGUUACACGGCGAGAACCCGCACCAGUUCGGCAGCACUUCAGACAUCCGGGGAGCAAAUCAGUUCUAGAAGCCUGACUGCAGGUCUGUAACAAUCCGCGACAGCUCCUCAGCCCCCGUGGAGCUACGCCUAAUGCAUCGCGAUGACCUCCUCCCACCCUCCCCUCAUAAGGGGGAGACAGCCCCCCUCUCGCAGGUUCUCGUCUGGAUCUUCUAGGUGACCAUCAGCAAUGUCUACAACUGCCACGACCGCGGCCACGGUCAUGGCCGCAGAAGCGUCUGCACCAACCGCGGAAACCCCCCUUCUCACACCCUCUUCCCCGGCACGAGCACUUACCGACACACAGUGGGAAACGCUCCUGGCCUUCGCGGACACGCUUGUGCCCGCCCUGACGACCUCCGAAGUCCUCGCCGUGCGGUCCUCAGUCACGCGCACGGUAUCGUCUCCGGACUGGCCGGCGAUCGACCGCUUCCUGCAUUCCUCAUGCCGCGAUUCCCCCGAAUUCCGCUUCUAUCUCGAUGCCGCACUGCACCGAUCCCCGGCCAGCGCAAAGCUGGCGCGCGUCCUCGACAUCCUGCAGCGCGGCGGCUGGAUGACGUAUCUCGCCACGGGCAGCUGGAAGCCGUUCCUGUCGCUCGAGCGGAGUGAGCGCGAGACGGUGCUCGCCGGGUGGGAGGGCGCACGGCUGCAGGUCUUUCGCCGGCUGUUUGCUGUCCUCAAGGUCAUGACUGUCGCCUCGCUGCUGCGAAUGUCGCCGACGGCCCUGGAGGCGCUGGGUUACCCGCGCGUCGAUCCUGACAAGCCGGAGAAACCGCAGUUCCACAAAUUCGAGUUCGAGGAGCUUCCCGCUGGGAAUGUGGCCAUCGAUGCGGACGUGGUGAUCGUGGGCAGCGGAGCCGGCGGUGGUGUCGUUGCGCAACGCAUGAUGCAGGAGUUUGAGGGGCAGGGGUUGAGGCUUUGUAUCCUCGAGCGCGGCGACUGGAUUCCCACCGACCAGCUGCCGCUCAGCGAGGCGACGCACGGCCGGAUGUAUGCCGGAGGCGGAGUGGUCAGGACGGUGAGCGGGAACGUCGCGAUGGUUGCGGGCUCAACUUGGGGUGGCGGUACGGCAAUCAAUUACUCUGCGUCUCUCCAAACGCCAGCAAAAGUGCGUGAGGAGUGGAGCCGUGAGUAUGGACUGGAUUUUGCCGAGACGGCAGAGUUUCAGGAGUGUUUGGACAUGGUCUGCGACUACAUGGGCGUUUCGACCGACAACAUCCAGCACAAUUCUGCAAACUCGCUCCUCAUCGAUGGCUGCAAGAAAACAGGAAUGGACUACAAGAUCGUGCCGCAGAACUCAGGUGGCAACGCCCACAACUGCGGCUACUGCUGCUACGGCUGUCCUUCGAACCAGAAGCAAGGCGGCACAGCAACAUGGCUCGUCGACGCUGUCACCCGCGGUGCGAAAGCAAUCCAGCGCUGCCACGUGCGGAAGAUCAACUUCUCGUCCACGAACGCAGUGACCGGCAUCGAUGCCGUGAUCAACGGGGGCACCACUCACCUCACGAUAAACUGUCCGCGCGUAGUAGUCGCCGCCGGCGCGCUCUACACGCCAUGCCUCCUGCUCUCCUCAGGCCUCAAAAACCCGCACAUCGGCAGCAACCUCAAGCUGCAUCCCGCUGCCGGAAUGUGGGCGUUCAUGCCGAGCACAGUCCCGACGACGCCCUGGCGCGGUCCCAUCCUAACCGCGCUCAUCACCGAAGCCUCAAAUCUGGACGGCAAAUACUACGGCGCGCGCGGGAUCUGCGUUCCUCACCACCCAGGCUUCCAAGGCCUACAACUGCCCUGGGGCAACGCCGUACAAUGGUGCCAACGCAUCCUGCGCUACAAAAACAGCCUGAGCACGGUCUCGAUCGCGCGCGACCGCGACUCCGUUGGCACCGUGACCCCGCACCCCGAGUCCGGCGAGCCGCUGAUCAACUACACGUACGCGGCGUUCGACCGCGCCGCCGUGGUCGAGGGCCUCGUCGCCCUGGCGAAAGCCUACGUGGCCGCCGGCGCAGAAGAGGUCUGGGUCGAUGUUUGUGGCCUCCAACCGCACGUCGUCAACAAGGAUGGUGUCGCUUCGCCGGAGUUUAAAGCGUGGUGCGAUGAUAUGCGCGCUCGUGGAAUUGAGGAUAGGGCUACGAGCGCUCAUCAGAUGGGAACGGCGAGGAUGGGACAAGAUGAGGAAUCCUCUGUCUGUGAUACACAGGGAAGAGUCUGGGGCACAGAGGGGCUGUGGGUCGCUGAUAGCAGUCUAUGUCCCACUGCUACGGGGGUCAAUCCCAUGGUCUCGACUAUGGCGCUGGCGGCUUGGGUCGCGAAGAGUGUGUGUAGGGAGGUUGCGAGGGGGAAGACAUGAUUGUCUUGAGCAGGACCGUAUACCCAGUAUACGAGAGAUGUUGGAAUAAACAGUAUGUAGCAAUUGCGGGUCACGAGGGAUGCGGAUUUCCGUUGAAUGCGAUAGUGGUGUUGCCACAGCGCUGGCGAAAUGUACGUCAAAGGAUUGCUUUGAUAUCAAACGCCUAUGUUCAAGUACCCAGAGAACUUAUAUGUACUCCAUUUUUGUG